Zea mays is the source of this 1415-nucleotide messenger RNA. RefSeq names its product aldolase 1. Bases 49 to 1116 code for a protein of 355 amino acids. Gene Ontology annotation, molecular function: fructose-bisphosphate aldolase activity. The record is from RefSeq and is marked validated. Gene Ontology annotation, biological process: glycolytic process. Lineage: Eukaryota; Viridiplantae; Streptophyta; Magnoliopsida; Poales; Poaceae. The transcript is spliced from 2 exons.
CCACCUCGCCUGCGAUCUUCGUAGCCUCCGUCGCGUCGAGCAUCGAUCAUGUCGGCCUACUGCGGAAAGUACAAGGAUGAGCUCAUCAAGAAUGCUGCCUACAUUGGCACCCCCGGCAAGGGUAUCCUUGCUGCUGAUGAGUCCACUGGCACCAUUGGCAAGCGCCUUUCCAGCAUCAAUGUCGAGAACGUUGAGGAGAACCGCCGUGCCCUCCGUGAGCUCCUAUUCUGCUGCCCUGGUGCUCUCCAGUACAUCAGCGGUGUGAUCCUCUUCGAGGAGACCCUGUACCAGAAGACCAAGGAUGGCAAGCCUUUUGUUGAUGUCCUCAAGGAGGGAGGCGUCCUCCCUGGCAUCAAGGUUGACAAGGGCACCAUUGAGGUUGUUGGCACUGAUAAGGAGACCACCACCCAAGGCCAUGACGACCUUGGCAAGCGUUGCGCCAAGUACUACGAGGCAGGUGCCCGCUUUGCCAAGUGGCGCGCUGUUCUCAAGAUUGGCCCUAAUGAGCCAUCACAGCUUGCCAUCGACCUGAACGCUCAGGGUCUGGCUCGCUAUGCCAUCAUCUGCCAGGAGAAUGGUCUGGUGCCAAUUGUUGAGCCUGAGAUCCUUGUUGAUGGCCCUCAUGACAUUGAUCGCUGCGCUUACGUCACUGAGACCGUCCUUGCUGCCUGCUACAAGGCGCUCAACGAGCACCAUGUCCUCCUGGAGGGUACCCUCCUGAAGCCCAACAUGGUGACUCCAGGCUCCGACUCCAAGAAGGUGACCCCUGAGGUGAUUGCUGAGUACACCGUCCGUACCCUCCAGAGGACCGUCCCUGCUGCUGUGCCUGCUGUUGUCUUCCUCUCUGGUGGACAGAGCGAGGAGGAGGCCACCCGCAACCUCAAUGCCAUGAACAAGCUCAGCACCAAGAAGCCGUGGUCCCUGUCUUUCUCCUUCGGCCGUGCCCUCCAGGCGAGCACCCUCAAGGCCUGGGCUGGCAAGGUGGAGAACCUGGAGAAGGCUAGAGCUGCCUUCCUCGCCAGGUGCAAGGCCAACUCUGAGGCUACCCUCGGCACCUACAAGGGUGAUGCUGCCGCCGACACCGAGAGCCUCCACGUCAAGGACUACAAGUACUGAGUUGCUUCUCUUUGCGUGCCCGUUUUGGAACUCCUGCCUACGAGCUAGGUUGCGGAGUGUGGUUUGCUCGUUAGAGCUUAUUUUCGGACAUCCAAAAAACAUGCUUCCUAUGUGGGAUGAUGGUUAUCUUUAUAUUUGUAUGUUAAUUAGUCUCUUUGCUGUUAAAUUUCGUGUAAGUUGGUCCUGCCGAUGGAGAAUCGAGCAGCUCCCUUUUUUUGUUCUAUCAACUAUGCUGUAAUUCUGGCUAUGUAUCGGCAAAAACAAUUCUAUAUGCUGAGUUGGAGUCGGCAAAAAUUCAU